Micromonas commoda is the source of this 3981-nucleotide messenger RNA. Its product is annotated as encodes a protein with hydroxyproline-rich glycoprotein motifs. Bases 1 to 3981 code for a protein of 1326 amino acids. Gene Ontology annotation, molecular function: electron transfer activity; copper ion binding. The record is from RefSeq and is a predicted model, not a curated record. Lineage: Eukaryota; Viridiplantae; Chlorophyta; Mamiellophyceae; Mamiellales; Mamiellaceae. The transcript has 2 exons.
AUGUCCGCGCCCGCCACGCGCGCGCGCGGCGCGGCGCCCACCUGGGACGAGGAGGUGGACUUCCCCAACGAGGCGCUCCAGUCGGAGACCGAGUCGGAUUCGGCGAGCGACGGAGAGGCCGCGCGAUGGACGCGCGGAGUCCCGACCGCACCCGCGGGAGCCGCGGAGAUCGCUCGCCGAUCGCCGCACAGCCGUGCCUCGGACGACAGCGCGCUCGAAGGGGAAGGAACGCGACCGACCGAACCCGACGAGCUCCCGGGCGCGUUCGAGGGCGAGACGCGCUCCGUUCGCAUCGAGGGCGAGGGGAAGAUGCGGUUCGUCCCGGCGGACCUGGAGAUUCGCGCCGGGGACGUCGUGCGAUGGGAGCAGAGCGAGAGGUGUCCGGUGAAUCACUUCCUCGAGAUUGUCGCCGUCGAUGACGACGCCGAGGUGCACGUCGCGGAAUCGUCCGACGUCCUCACCCCGGCGAACCCGUGGCGCCACAGGUUCGACGCGCCGGGCGAGUACCACUACAGGUCUCUGGUCCACACGUACAUGAAGGGGACGGUGCGGGUGGCGCCGCGGAUCCUCGGGUCCCUCAAGGCGGACCCGGCGGAUCCGUACGAAUUCGUCGACGAGACGGACGAGGUUGCUGACGUGGCGGCUGAUGUGUCUGCUGACGUGGACGAGGACGGCGACAAGGACGAUGACGAGGAGGAGACGGGGAACGACGCGGAGUACUCGCUGCUUCCCAGCGGCGACGAGGACGACGAGGAUCGCGUCGAGGACCCCCGCCGAACGCUUCCCACCGCCGCCGAGGCCGACGCCAAGCUCGACGAGCUCAUCGCCGUGAUGUCCGCCGGGGGAAAUAACGACAAGUUGGAGACGUUGGAGAAAUCGUUCGGUUCCAUGGAGCUGCUGACGUCGGGCAAGGGGAUGGCGGGGCUGGACGCGAUGCGGCGGCGGCGGAUGACGAUGGGGGCUUCGGACAGGGGCGACGCGGAUAUCUGGCGUGGAAGGCCGCCGAAGAAGGAGAGCCCGACGUUCAAGUCCAUGAUCAAGCCGCCGCCCGAGGCGGUGCAGCGCGCGCUGGACGAGUGCCGCCGCGAGGCGGACUCGACGGAGCGCGUGAAGGCGGCGAUGAAGGCGAUGGGGCGGGCGGAUCAGCCCGCGUCCGGGCUCAUCGGACUUCCAGAAGUAUACCAAAAAGUGCAAGCAUCUGUCGCCGGCGGUGCCUGGGAGUUUGGCGAAGAGUUUGCGCUCGACGUGCUCGUCGCCGACGGGGAUACGUUCAAGUGCAGGUGCGGCAAACCGUUCGCCGCGGCGAUGAACGCGACGCGUCACGUCGCGAGCGGUCAGUGCAUGUGGAACAAGGACGAUCGAAAAAAGAAGAAGAAGGACCUGAAGAAGAACAAGGAUCGCGGACCGGCGGCGACGAAGGAGCAGCUCGCGGCGUUCCUCGUGGCGAUGUCCCCGCAGGCGAGGGUGGAUUUUUUCAAAUCGAUCGGCACGGACAGGGACGGCAGGGAGUGGCAGACCAAGUGGUUGGUGCUCAGGGCCAUAAAGAACCGCCACGAGGAUCACUUCCUGACGGGAUUUCACCCGGAGAAGAUUUGGGGGCCCGGGGAGAGUUUGCAGCGUCACUUCGCCAGGGUGCGACGAGCCAUCGAGAGACUCGGGAUCUUCGACGGCGACAAGCGCCUCAACGGCAGCGGCGACAUCGUCGGAGAAGCGGUGAAAGUCUUCCACCAGUACGCCGCGAACUGCGCGGUUCUCCGCGACUACAUCGAGGAUCCCGACCAGGCCCGAGACAUGGACCCGGGCGAUUUGAGCAAGCUCAUCGCUUCCAUCGACGCGGUGUCCGAGGAGACGUUUCUGAGCAGCGGCAAGUACGGGGGCGCGGUGGACAACCCGGACGCCAUGUGCGCGGGGAUCAACCAGGAGGCUGCGCUGGCUUACAUGACGGAGGUUGCGCUGGUGAACGCGUACGUCGCCGCGAGGAGCGCAGAGGCUGAGGCGGAGCAGCGCAAGCUCCUCGCCGAGCUCGACGAAGCCGCCGCGGACGAGGAGCGGAGGGAGGCUCGACGCGCGAAGGAAAAGGCGAAAAAGGCCAAGGCCAAGGCGAACAAGAAGAAGGGGGUUACAGGGGUCGAGUCGUCGCCCGAGCCCGCCGCGGCGGCGUCCGCGGCGGAGAAGGAGAAGGAUUCGGAGGCUGACUUUGAGAAGGAUGACGACGACCGUUACGACGACCGUUACGACGACCGUUACGACGAGGAGGAAGAGGAGGCCGAACGGGCGCGCGAGAAGGAAAGGGCGGAGGCUGAAGCGGAGGCGGCGAGGAUCGCCAGGCGACGCGCGGCCGAGGCUGCCGCCGAGGCUGCCGAGCUCGCAGAGAAGGAGGCGCGCGAGCUCGCCGCGGCCGAGCGCAGGCUGGAGAUGGAGAUGGCCGCGAGGGACAGGGCCAAGGCGGCGGCGGAGGAGGAGGCGACGCGGAGACGGUCGGGCGAGUUCGACCCACCCGGAGUGGGGCGUUCGAUCGCGGGAGGCGGGCUGCUGGGCGUGAUGGCCAACGGCGUCGUGGCGUCGCCCUACGGCAAGGCGCGGCCGAAGAAGCCCUCGCCGAAUCAGCCGGGUUUGGGCAAGCCGCCGCAGCGUCCAAACGCCGCCGCGUCGACGGAGGCUUCCGCCGACGCCGUCGCCAAGGCGCCGUUCGUUCCCCCGCUUCCCCCCGGCCCGCCGCCCGCCGCCGCCGCCGCCGCCGGGCGCAGCCCCGAGGGCAAACCCCACGCGACGACCGCAACCGCGACGAGCCCCGCCGCCCGCGCGCAAUCAGCCGCGCCGGUGGUCAAGCCCAGGCCCGCGCCGUUCGACCCAUCCAAGCAACCCACGCGCGCGUCCCCAGCGCCGGUGGUGUCGUCGGCGUCCGUGGCGGCACCCGGGUCGAGCCGGCACCCCGGCGGCGCCGGCCGAGGAAAGGGCGGGUACGCGGGGACGGGCGGCAAGGGUGGCGGUUACGGGUCCGCGGCCGGCACCGGCGUCAACAGCGGGACGGGCGCGUCGUCGCUGUCGGAGAGCGACUACCGCAGCUCGGACGCGGAGAGCGGCGGGACAGGUGCGCGGCGACCGUCGAGGAGGGACAGGGCCGUCGCGAGGGCCGCGGCGAAGGCGGAGGCUGCGCAGAGGGGGAGCGGCCGCGAGUCGGGAAACUCGUCGCAAUCGGAACAAAAAAUCGACGUGUACCGGCGAGAUGCGCCCAGGGAUGGAGGGAGGGACGACCCCGCCGGACCCGGACCCGCGAAGUCGCUCUCGGAGGUUGAGGGGAUGCUCCUCGCCGCGGCGGAGCGCACGGAAGCGCAGGCGAGGCGAGCGCGAGCCGCCGCGGAAGAGGCGGAGGUUUCCCUCCGAUCGAAAGAGAAGGCGCGGUUGCAGGCGGCGGCAGAGGAGGAGAGGAGGACGCGCCGGGAGGAGGCAGAGGCGAGGAAAAGCGCCGCCGCCGCCGCCGCCGCCGCCGCGUCGGCGGCGGCGCCGAAGGUGAAGUACUGCACGCAGUGCGGCGAGAGGCAAACGGAGGGUGCGAGGUUUUGCAGCGGAUGCGGCGUACCGCUGGCCAAACCCGCGGAUGCCGACGACGACGACGCGUCGUCGCCGCCCGCCACCGCCCCCGCGCCGCCGCCGCCGCCGCCGCCGCCGCCGUACGCGCACUACCCCGCGCCGCCGCCGCCGCCGUACGCGGGAUACCCCGGCGGCGCGCCCGGCGUCCCGCCAGUCGAUCUCGGAGCCGAAUACAGCGCCUUGUACCUUCAGCACUAUCACGCCGCGCUCGCGGCGAUCACCGCGCAGCAGCAGCAGCAAUACGCGCAGGGACACUACGCGGGCGCGUAUCCGGGGGGGUACCCGGCGUAUGAUCCGCAUGCUGCGCAUCCGUACGGGGCGACAGCGGCGCCGGGCGCGCCGCCGCCGCCGCCGCCGGUGCCGAGAGGUCCUCCGCCGCGCGAGAGUUAA